This is a messenger RNA of Sorghum bicolor (sorghum), 1678 nucleotides long. RefSeq names its product U-box domain-containing protein 14. Gene Ontology annotation, molecular function: protein binding. Gene Ontology annotation, cellular component: cytoplasm; nucleus. The record is from RefSeq and is a predicted model, not a curated record. The coding region runs from base 418 to 1425 and encodes 335 amino acids. Lineage: Eukaryota; Viridiplantae; Streptophyta; Magnoliopsida; Poales; Poaceae. The transcript has a single exon.
AAAGAGGUUUGAACACAUGACGGCGUGCGCCCCGAAAGUUGAGAUGCCGUAGAAACGUUCAACGCCACGAGUAACCCAGCCUACCACCAUUGAAGACGAUAACAUAACCUGAGUUUGUUGGCAAAAUAAGCUCAAGGAGCAGGGCGGGGGAAAAACGAAAAAGCUUCAACAACACGCGCGGGCGCGGGAAUUACGUCCCGUUCACUGCAUCCGAUCCUGACCAUCGCCGCCUUCCUCCCGCGUGCCGCGUGCGCUCUCCUCCACCGCUCCACCUGCCUCGAUCCGCCCCGCCACCUAACCAACAAAAACCGCCUUCAACUCCAAGCUCCCGGCAGACACCUCCAAAACAGAACCCCGCCGCGCUUGUCUGCACGCAACUCGACCGCCUCCGAACCCCCGAUCCUCCUCCCGACAGCGAUGGAAGUGAAGCCGCACACGGCACGGGUCCUGGUGGGCCGCCUGCGCGGCGCCGUCGCCACGCUCGACGGAGCAGCGGCGGCGGCGGCGGUGUCCGAGAUCCGCCUCGUCUCCAAGACGGACCCCGAGAUCCGUGCGCCGCUGGCGGACGCCGGCGCGGUGCCCCUCCUCGCCGCGCAGCUGCAGCACGCGUCGCCCGCGGCCGUGGACGCGGCGGCCGCGCUCCUCAACAUCUCCAUCUCGGCGCGGGACCAGGUGGCGUCGGCUCCGGGGGUGCUGGACGCGCUGACGUCCGCGCUGCGGUCCGGCGACGCCGCGCACCACGCGGCGGCCGUGGUCCACAGCCUCCUCUGCGGCGGCGCCGGCGCCGGCGGGGAGGCGAACCGCGCGGCGGUGUGCGCGCGCCGGCCGCUGCUGUCGGCGCUGGUGGCCCUGCUCCGCGCCCCGCCCAGCACGCGCGCCACCAAGGACGCGCUCAAGGCGCUCUUCGGCGUGGCGCUCUACCCGCCCAGCCGCGCCACGCUGGUGUCGCUGGGCGUCGUGCAGGCGCUCUUCGCGCUGGUGAUGACGGACGCGCGGAACGGCAUCGUGGAGGACGCCACCGCCGUCGUCGCGCAGGUGGCCGGGUGCGCCGAGAGCCUCGAGGCGUUCCGCUGGGUGUCCGGGGUGCGCAUCCUCCUCGACUUCGUCGAGCCGGGCGGCGCCGCCACGCCCAGGCAAAGGGAGAACGCCGCCGCCGCGCUGCUCAACCUCGUCGUCGCUGGCGGCGAGGCGGCUGCGGCCGAGGUGGUUGCCGUCGGGGGUGCUGAGGAGACCGUAAGGGAGUUCGCCGAGGAUAGCGCCGCUACCCCCCGUGGGAAGGCCAAGGCCGAGGCGCUGCUGCGCGCGCUCGAGGGCGCCGGUCCCGCCGCCAGGAGGCGCGAGCACCGGCUCUCCGAUUUCCUCGACGGCCUCGUCCAGUCCGAUCCGUACAUCUCGUCGCCGGCGUCGGCGUCCACGCACGGCUAGUCAAAGGCUGAUCUGGUUUGAGUUUGCUUUGAUGACCGUGCACUUCCUCUUCCAGUCUUCUUUGUACAAAAAACAAUAGCAUCGUUUGUAGUUCUAGUGUAGAUUGGCUAAAAAGAUAUACAUAGUCUAAUGCAUUUGUUGAUUCAUGUGAAUACUGCCUGCACUGUGUGUCGUCAAGUUUGUGCAAGAUUUGCUCAAACUACUCCGCCUGCAUUCAAACCUUCAAACCGAGUCAUAAAAUUUUGGAUCCUCA